This is a messenger RNA of Penicillium cinerascens, 4477 nucleotides long. Its product is annotated as chromatin-remodeling ATPase CHD1. Gene Ontology annotation, biological process: regulation of transcription by RNA polymerase II; nucleosome organization. The transcript is spliced from 2 exons. Gene Ontology annotation, molecular function: chromatin binding; ATP hydrolysis activity; histone binding. Bases 1 to 4473 code for a protein of 1490 amino acids. The record is from RefSeq and is a predicted model, not a curated record. Gene Ontology annotation, cellular component: chromatin; nucleus. NCBI's taxonomy places the organism in Eukaryota, Fungi, Ascomycota, Eurotiomycetes, Eurotiales, Aspergillaceae.
AUGGUGAUCCCAUCGGGUCAAGAACCUUCUUCUACCUCCAUAAUGCCGAACGGCUUCCCUCACUCACCAGCUCUCCAUGAUACACGAGCUGAAUCCGAUGUGGUCGCCAAGAGCGAGCGCAGCCCAUCUGAGCCCGUCGAGUCCCAUCCCGUCUCCGAGUCCUCCCCCGAGCCCGAUGCCGCGGACGACUCAUAUGAUGCCGAGUCUCUGGCCUCCGACGGCGAAGAUGAUGAAGUGGUGAUGGAAAACAGUGGUGAUGAGUUCGAUGCGUCCAGCCGUGAAAACUCUUCAUCACCGCACCCCGACCGAGGUAUCAAGCGCAAAUCGUCGCCGCCCGACGAAACCCAGUACAUGAGACAGAACCCCGAUUUGUAUGGACUUCGCCGGAGUGGUCGAGCGCGCACAACGCGUCAUCUCGCCGACUCUUCCGACUCUGACUCCGAUGCCGUUGCACCUCGUGCAAAGCGUCCGCGCAAGGAAAUGUCCCACCAUCCUUCGAAGACCUCGCGGUCGGCGACGGCCUCGUCAUUCUCGGAAUCUGACAGUGACGAGUACGGCGGUAAAGCAAGCAAGGCGAGACGUCGCCGCGCGCUGAAGCAAAGCGCCGGCAUGGAGCCUUCACUUUCUGAAGUCCGCUUCUCGACCAGAACCGCUGCCAGGGUGUCCAACUACAACGAAGAUGAUGAUGAGGACGACAUAUUCGAAGACGGCGCAGAUCAAGUUGCGGACAACUACUGGCCCCAGGAUUACGUGGAUACUCGCCCUGCCGUAGAUGUGGUCCUCAACCAUCGCUUGAAGGACGGCGUGGAUCCCCGCGAUCCUACUGUCGAUCGAGAAGACUUUGAAUUUUACAUCAAGUGGCAAGAGCAGUCUCACUACCAUGCCACCUGGGUGCCCAAUGAGGCUCUCGGCGACUACCGGAGCACGCGUCGCGUUGAUAAUUAUGUUCGAAAGGUACUUCAUGAAGACCUACGUCUUCAACACGACCCUGAAGCCCCUCCUGAGGACAGGGAAAAGUGGAAUCUUGAUCGCGAGAGAGACGUGGAGGCGAUUGAGGACUACAAAAACGUCGAGCGCAUCAUUGGAAACCGGGAAGGUGUGAAUGGCACAGAGUAUCUCGUCAAGUGGAAGCGACUCUUCUACGAUUCAUGUACCUGGGAACCGGAAGACUUGGUCAGUGACAUCGCACAGCGUGAGGUCGACCGUUUCUUAGAUAGGUCUGCUCGAGUCCCUGUCUCUGAUCGGAAUGAAUCAAAUCCCGCUACUCGCAAGCCGUUCGAGCCUAUCCACGGAUCUCCUAGCUUCUUGGAAAAUGGCGAGCUCAAGGAUUUCCAGAUUAAGGGCCUGAACUUCCUUGCUUUCAACUGGGUCAAAGAUCGCAACGUGGUGCUAGCAGACGAAAUGGGUCUCGGAAAAACCGUGCAGACCGUCUCCUUCAUCAACUGGCUGCGCCAUGUCCGACGGCAACAAGGCCCAUUCGUCGUCAUCGUUCCCCUCUCUACAAUGCCCGCGUGGGCCGACACCUUCGAUAAUUGGACGCCCGAUUUGAAUUAUGUCGUCUACAAUGGCAGCGAAAAAUCGCGCGCGGUCCUCCGCGAGUAUGAGCUGAUGGUGGAUGACAAUCCCAAGCGGCCGAGGUUCAACGUACUCUUGACUACAUAUGAGUAUGCCAUGAAUGACUCUUCGUUCCUUGGACAGUUCAAGUGGCAGUUCAUGGCUAUCGACGAGGCGCACCGUCUCAAGAACCGUGACUCUCAGCUUUAUGUGAAGCUAUCUGAGUGGAAAUGCCAGGCCAAGCUUCUCAUAACAGGUACACCAAUCCAGAACAAUCUUGCAGAAUUGGCAUCCCUAAUGGACUUCCUCAAUCCUGGCGAGAUUGAGGUUGAUGUCGACAUGGAUCUCAACUCCGAGGCUGCAUCCCAGAAACUGGCCGAGUUAACCGAUGCUAUUCAACCUUUCAUGCUACGGCGUACAAAGUCCAAGGUCGAAUCCGACCUCCCUCCCAAAACCGAGAAGAUUAUCCGUGUUGAGCUUUCCGAUGUUCAGCUGGAAUAUUACAAAAACAUUUUAACCAAGAACUACGCCGCGUUGAAUGACGGUGCCAGGGGAAUGAAGCAAUCGCUCCUGAACAUCAUGAUGGAAUUGAAAAAGGCUAGCAACCAUCCUUUUAUGUUCCCCAACGCAGAAGCAAAAAUUCUAGAGGGGAGCCAUCGACGAGAGGAUAUCCUCCGGGCCAUGAUCACCAGCAGUGGAAAAAUGAUGUUGCUCGAUCAGCUGCUGCGCAAGCUGAAAGAAGAUGGCCAUAGAGUUUUGAUUUUCUGCCAAAUGGUUGGCAUGCUGAACAUCCUCAGCGAAUACAUGGAGUACCGGGGCUACAAAUACCAGCGACUCGAUGGUACCAUUCCGUCUGCUGCUCGUCGCCUGGCCAUUGAACACUACAACGCUCCGGAGAGUACCGACUUUUCAUUCCUUCUAUCAACUCGCGCUGGUGGUCUCGGUAUCAACUUGAUGACUGCUGACACAGUUGUCCUUUUCGACUCGGACUGGAACCCGCAAGCAGAUUUGCAGGCCAUGGCCCGAGCCCAUCGAAUUGGUCAAACAAGGCCUGUCAGUGUUUACCGUCUUGUUUCGAAAGACACGAUCGAGGAAGAGGUUAUCGAGAGAGCCCGCAACAAGCUUUUGCUCGAGUUCAUCACCAUCCAGCGUGGUGUCACCGACAAAGAGGCCUCGGACAUGCAGAACAAGAUGGCCCGCGUGAUCGGCGAACCUAACUCGACCGAGGACAUCUCCCGGAUUCUCAAGCGGCGUGGCCAGAAGAUGUUUGAGCAAACUGACAAUCAGAAAAAGCUUGAGCAGCUUGAUAUCGAUUCGGUUCUUGCCAAUGCAGAGCUGCACCAGACUGAAGAAUCAGAGCAGAUCCAAGCCGACGGUGGUGAAGAGUUCUUGAAGGCCUUCGACUUUGUGGAUAUCAAGGUCGACGAUCUUAGCUGGGACGACAUCAUUCCUCAAGAGCAACUCGAAGAGAUUAAAGCAGCUGAGAAGCGUAAGGCAGAUGAAAGAUAUCUCAAGGAGGUAAUAGAGGAGAAUCGGCCUCGCAAGCGUGGAGCGCCCAUCGAGGAGUCUAAAGACUCGCGGGAAGAACGCAAAGCCAAACGCCAAGCUAGAGCGCAAGUUGUCGUCGAUGAUGGCGAGGAUGAUAGCUCAUUAGAUCCGAGACGUCCCCUUGGCGAGAAGGAGUACCGUGCUCUUUCUCGAGCCUUCCUGCGCUUCGGUGACAUGGCUGACUGCGAGGAACUCAUUCUUGAGGAUUCUCGGUUGCAAAACCGUGACCGAGACACUGUGCGCGCUGCUCUUCGCGAGAUGACUGACAAAGCGGCGUCCUUGGUCAACGACAACAUGGCGCAGAUCGAUGCUCUUAAGCAAUCAGGCAAGAACAUCACGAAGAAGGAGCAAAAAGCUGUUCUGUUUGAUCAUCAUGGGGUGAAACGACUCAAUGCCUGGACAAUUGUCGAUCGACCACCGGAUAUGCGUCUCGUCAGGAAGAUCACAAGCUCUUUGGCCGAUUUCAGGACGUUCCGCCUUCCAGAAGCUACCAAGUUGGCUGACUAUAGUUGCCCAUGGGGUGCACGAGAAGAUGGAAUGCUUCUAGUCGGUAUCGCACGUCACGGAUUCGGUGCUUGGACCCAGAUUCGCGAUGACACGGACCUGGGCCUUGGCGAUAAGUUCUUUUUGGAAGAGCACCGGGUAGAGCGGAAAACGCAGCGUGCGCAAGGGGAGGAGAAAACGACCAAAUCCCCUGGCGCCGUUCAUCUUGUCCGCCGCGCUGACUACUUGCUAUCCGUUCUGAGAAACAAGUACAGCAACGGAAACAAUGCCACCGCAAGACGUGCAGUGGAUAAUCACCACCGGAACAACAAACGAAAUUCUCGCGUUGGAAGUGGCAGUGUCUCCGCCUCCCCCGCCCCAUCUUCUCGCAAGCGCGAGGUCGAUCGCUCACGACAGCGUUCCCACACUCAUGGCAGCCGAGAGGGUGACCGUCACCACACACCCAGCCACGAUCGUCCAAAGUCUGGGCAUGAUCUCGACCGUCCACGUCACCGUCUCUCUGAUGCGGCUAACGAAGAGCUCCGGCGUCGCAAGGGCCAUGAGAAUGGUAUUUCAAGCAAGGAGGACAUGGCUUUCAUGUUCUUCAAGCCUAUUGUGCCGAAGUUGAAGGAAGCUCCCAUGAUCACGGCCAAGUACUACCCGAACAAGUCCGAACGAGCGCAAAAACUCCGCGAAACAAUUGUGGACAUUGGAGAAUUUAUCAACAAGAACCUUGGCGGAGGGUCAGCUAUGGCAUCCCUCGAAACACGCCUGUGGGACUACGUUUCUGUCAACUACUGGCCUAACAAGGAGGCCAGCGGUUCCAAACUCCAGCAAAUGUUCAAUAAGGUGAAGGAACACAAGGCCAAGUCUUCCAACGGAGCAUAAUGCG